CUCCUCCAUCUUCGUUCUCUUUUCCUCUCUUCUCUCUUCUCCGCCACUCUCCCUCCAUGACCAAGUAAUCCACCUGAGCUCUCCUCCAUUGCAGAGCUCUCUCUCUCUCCCUCUCUCUCUGAGUCAUGAACUCCUCUUAUUGCAUAUCUUCCACCAGAAACAGAGCACCAUCCCAGCAAUGUCUUCUUCCUCAUCUCCCCAAGUUCCGGUCCCCUUCUUCACUCGCUAAAGAAACUCACUUCCUCAGAAGGGGAGACACUCCACUUCACCUCAAGAACAGCUCGGUUAGGUUGCUCGGCCGCCCCCUUGCGAGCGUCUCCUCCUUUGUCGAACCCGAACACGAACCCAUAUUCGAGGAAGGCAUCCCUCUCCAGAUCAGCCGCCAUGAAGCCACAGAAGCGGGCACUCAGGAGGAUGCCAUUGACACUUCGGGAAUGGCACGGGCCUUCAACAUCUCCUCACGCUCUGCUUCGGCGAUCUCCGCAUUUAUAGCAUUUGCUGCGCUUUCCCUCCCACUCUUCAUGGGCUCGAUGGCAGGGCCUGGCCUGAAAACACGGGUCCUGUCCUAUGCGACCCUGCUGCUAGGCUUCUACAUGGCUUGGAAUAUCGGGGCGAACGAUGUGGCCAAUGCUAUGGGGACCUCGGUGGGAUCCGGGGCCUUGACGCUCCGGCAGGCAGUGCUGACUGCUGCAGUGCUUGAGUUCUCAGGGGCGCUGCUGAUGGGAACUCACGUCACGAGCACGAUGCAGAAGGGCAUCCUCGUGACUGAUGUCUUCAAGGGAAAGGAUAGUUUGCUCUUUGCCGGGUUGCUCUCUUCUUUGGCUGCUGCUGGAACUUGGUUGCAGGUCGCUUCCUACUAUGGAUGGCCCGUGUCUACCACCCAUUGCAUUGUUGGAUCGAUGGUCGGCUUUGGCCUUGUAUACGGUGGGCCAGGAGCUGUCUUCUGGAGCUCUCUGGUUCGGGUAACUUCCUCGUGGGUCAUAUCCCCGCUUAUGGGAGCACUCGUCUCAUUUCUUGUCUACAAAUGUAUCAGAAGGUUUGUAUACAGUGCUCCAAACCCAGGACAGGCAGCUGCAGCUGCUGCUCCAAUUGCAGUUUUUCUCGGAGUCACUGCAAUUUCUUUCGUCGCGUUCCCGCUCAGCAAGAGCCUCCCAUUAGCGGCAGCCCAGGCCUUGGCCUGUGGGUCUACAGGGGCUUUCCUGGUGAACCGGAUCAUCCGAAAACAGCUUGGCCACCUCCUUAACGAAGCCGCCGGCUCUUCACCAUCAGAAGUGGCGAAGCCCAGAGAAACUCAGCCUGCCAUGGAUCAGAGCAUUGGUUUCCUCGCAAAAGUUGCAGGCCCCAAGGGUACGCAGCUGGAGAUAGUCUACGGGGUCUUCGGGUAUAUGCAGGUCCUGUCUGCUUGCUUCAUGUCCUUCGCCCAUGGUGGAAAUGACGUAUCAAAUGCCAUUGGCCCUUUGGCUGCUGCAUUGUCCAUUCUCCAUGGAGGGGCCAGCGGAGCCAAGAUCGUGAUCCCGACCGAUGUUCUUGCAUGGGGAGGGUUCGGGAUUGUCGCAGGUCUCAUGGUGUGGGGGUACCGGGUGAUUGCUACAAUCGGGAAGAAGAUAACUGAACUAACUCCUACCCGGGGGUUUGCAGCAGAGUUUGCAGCAGCUUCAGUUGUCCUCUUUGCAUCAAAGCUCGGGUUGCCAAUCUCAGCAACCCACACCUUGGUCGGGGCAGUGAUGGGGGUCGGGUUCGCGAGGGGGCUCAACAGUGUGAGGGCAGAAACCGUGAAGGAGAUUGUGGUCUCAUGGGCAGUUACAAUUCCUGUCGGUGCCUUAUUUGCAGUGUUCUAUACUUGGGUACUGACCAGGCUCCUGUCAUGUGUCCUAUGAGGGUCUCUAUAUGUACAUCUUAUAAGGACACGGAAAAAGUAUAGCAUACGAACAUAGCUUACGUGAUUGUUAACCAGAUAUACGUUUCACUAGGUUUUGUAAACACAUGCUUGUAUAGCCUUCGCUUGAGAAUUUUCGAGUUUAGUCUGUCACAUUGUAUGCAGGAAGAUAGAUGAAGAUAAACCGAAACCAGAGGCACUCUACAUGGAAGAGGCAAAGAAUUAAUCGGCUUUUGUGAAUCAAUGCUUGGCUGAGGUAUCAGCGUGAAAUGUUAGCGUUCGAUGAAAUUUCUGGU
Molecule: messenger RNA, 2172 nt
Organism: Punica granatum (pomegranate)
Lineage: Eukaryota; Viridiplantae; Streptophyta; Magnoliopsida; Myrtales; Lythraceae
Source: RefSeq, a predicted model, not a curated record